Messenger RNA from Callorhinchus milii (elephant shark), 5622 nucleotides. It is a transcript of the gene uggt2, whose product is annotated as UDP-glucose glycoprotein glucosyltransferase 2. The coding region runs from base 45 to 4610 and encodes 1521 amino acids. Gene Ontology annotation, molecular function: UDP-glucose:glycoprotein glucosyltransferase activity. The record is from RefSeq and is a predicted model, not a curated record. The transcript has 40 exons. Gene Ontology annotation, cellular component: endoplasmic reticulum. NCBI's taxonomy places the organism in Eukaryota, Metazoa, Chordata, Chondrichthyes, Chimaeriformes, Callorhinchidae.
UAAUCCCAAUAAUGUGACUAACCCAAAGCGGGAGGACCCUAAAGAUGGCCGGGACCGGGGCGUUUCCAAAAAUGGUGAUCUUGCCACUGAUCUUUAUCCUUUUGAAGCUAUGUAGAACUGAAGCUGCACGGAAAGGUGUAAGUGCAAGUUUAGAUAUGAAGUUGCCAUCAAUGCCUCUGUUACUGGAGACAAGUGAGUUUAUGGCAGACGAAAGUGAUGAAAAAUUCUGGCAAUUUCUUGACACAGUCAAGGAAAUAACAUCGUACCUUCAUGGGGAUUCUGAACGCAAUUAUUAUAACUUGAUUUUAAAGAAAGCUGGACAGUUUUUGUCAGAACUGCAGCUUAACCUGUUGAAGUUUGCUCUCUCCCUCAGAGCAUAUUCCCCAACUGUUCAGAUGUUUCAACAGAUUGCAGCUGAUGAACCACCACCUGAAGGUUGUGCCAGUUUUGUUGCUAUACACGGGGAACACACUUGCAGUACCGGUGACGUCAAGAAACUCCUCAAAAAAGCAGCUGAUAGGCCCAAGCCAUAUUUGUUUAAAGGGGACCAUAUGUUUUCAGCCAUUAAUCCAAAUGCACCAGUUGUCGUCUUGUAUGCGGAAAUUGGCACAAAAGAAUUUUCCAAAUUCCACAAAAUCCUGACCAAGAAAGCGGUUAAAGGGGAAGUUGCUUAUAUUCUGCGGCAUUACGUACAGAAACCAAGCUCGGAGAAAGUGCGUCUUUCUGGAUAUGGUGUUGAACUUGCUAUUAAAAGCACGGAAUACAAAGCGGUGGAUGACACGCGGCUGGAAGGUACAAAUUCCACUGUGCUGGAAGAUGAUGAUGACACUGAUGAAGUUCAGGGAUUUCUUUUUGGAAAAUUGAAACAACUAUAUCCGGAUAUAAAAGGCGAGCUGAGGGAACUGAGAAAGCAUCUUAUUGAAAGCACAAAUGAAAUGGCUCCACUGAAGGUGUGGGAGCUUCAAGAUCUCAGUUUCCAGGCAGCUGCUCGCAUUACCUCUGCUCCUGUUUAUGACGCCUUGAAGUUAAUGCGAGACCUUAGCCAGAAUUUUCCAACAAAAGCCAGAUCACUGACUAGAACGGUCGUAAGUCAAGAAAUGAGAAAUGAAAUUGAGGAAAAUCAAAAGCACUUUGCAGAAACUAUGGGAUUGCAGCCUGGAGAUUCAGCUUUAUUUAUAAAUGGGCUGCAUAUUGAUCUGGACACUCACAAUCUCUUCAGUAUCCUAGAUAUCCUCAAGGUGGAGGGGAAAGUCCUGGAUGGACUUAAUAAACUUGGGAUCAAAGGUAAAACUCUGAGCAAACUUCUGAGAUUGAAUGUUCAUCCCAUCGAGGAGAAUGCUGCUUUGGACAUCCAGCAUUCAGCUAUAAUGUGGAUCAAUGACCUGGAAAGAGAUCAGAAGUACCGUUCCUGGCCAUCAAGUUAUCAAGAACUAUUGAGACCAACUUUUCCAGGAGUUAUACGACAAAUUAGGCGCAACUUUUUCAAUUUGGUGCUGUUUAUUGAUCCUACUCAGGAAGAUACUGUUGAACUGGUGAAAUUGGCUGAGCUGUUCCACAAACACAACAUUCCCCUUCGAAUUGGUUUCGUCUUUGUUGUAAAUACUGCUGAGGAGUUUGAUGGCAAUCAAGAUGCAGGAGUUGCUCUUUUGAGAGCCUUUAACUUCAUAGCAGAUGACUCUGACCUAUCACAUGCAUUUUCAUCAAUAGCAUCAAUAUACAAUAAAGUGCAGGAUGGAGAAGUGCUUACUAUGGACCAUAUAGCCAGUUUUAUGAAAAAGAAGUAUCCAAUGGUUGAUGUAAAAAAUAUUUUUGGAAUCGAUUCUGAAUUUGAUGACCAAAGGAAGGAAGGAGGAACCUUUUACAAAAAGACUGGCUUGGGUCCAUUGCCACAAGCUCUUUUUAAUGGCGUGCCGUUUAACAUAGAUGAGUUAGAUGCUGAAGAGUUGGAGACAUUUCUACUCCAAAAGAUGAUGGACACAGCAGGGUUCUUCCAGAAGGCAGUUUUUAUGGGUCAUUUAAAUGAACAUACUGAUGUGGUGGAUUUCCUGAUGGAUGAGCCCAAUGUAGUUGCACGUAUCAAUCCCAUUAUACUGAACACUGUGAGAAAAUACCUUGAUCUCACACCCAAGGCAGUUAUAAGUGAUUGGAAUGAUUUCUCCACGUAUUCCUUCUUGGACACACGAGACAAGAGUGCAGUAAUUGCUGAUAAUAUGGAAUACCUCACAAGAAAAGGUGAGGACAUCAUUUAUGCAGUGUCUAUCUGGAUUAUUGGUGAUUUUGAGACGUUAGCCGGGAAAAGAUUACUUUCUAAUGCUUUACAAUACCUUAAAACAAGCAGCAACAUGCGAAUAGGAAUUGUAAAUAAUCACGCAGAUGAAUUAAGUGAAGGUAAUACUCCUACUGCAAGAGCUAUCCAGGCAGCACUUCUCACACAGAAUGGAAACACCGCAAAAAGCUUCAUUACCAACCUGGUGAAGGAGGAAACGGCAGAAGCACUCACCUUAGGAGCAAAAAUUCUGAAGUUUGCAGUAAAAGGAAUGGAUAAUGAUGCCUUUGAGAAGAAGUACAACACCAUCGGAAUCAACUUCAUUCGCACCCAGCAAUUGUUCUGCCAAGAUGUUCUCAAGCUGCUACCUGGUCAGGAAGCUGUUGUUAGCAAUGGUCGGAUACUGGGUCCUUUCAAUGAAGGUGAAGAGUUUCAACCUGAAGAUUUCAGUCUCCUGGAGAAAACCACCAUCAGCACCUCAGCAGAGAAAAUCAAAACUCAAAUCAAAGAGAUCGGAGUGAAUUCUAAGAGUGGAAGUGAUCUUGUCAUGAAGACAGAUGCUCUUCUAUCAUCGACGCUCAAAGAGGAAUCCCGAAGGGAUGUCAAGUUUCCUAAAGAUCGGCUGAGCGUAGUAAAGAUACCACCUCAGGAGGGAGUUCAUUAUGACGUAUUUGCCAUUGUUGAUCCAUUGACUAGGGAAGCACAGAAGUUGGCACCACUAUUAAGGGUUUUGGCUCAGGUGAUCAACAUGAAAUUGGACGUGUUCAUGAACUGCAGGUCCAAACUUUCUGAGAUGCCUCUGAAGAGCUUUUAUCGUUUUGUACUUGAGCCCGAAGUGGUGUUCACAGGUGACAACCAUUUAUCAACCGGGCCUGUGGCUAAGUUUGCUGAAAUGCCAGAAUCGCUUUUGCUCACUCUCAAUAUGAUCACACCUGAAAACUGGUUGGUAGAACCUGUACGCAGCUCAUGUGACUUGGACAAUAUUCACUUACAAGAGGUUGAAGGAAUGGUGUCAGCAGAGUACGAACUGGAAUACAUGUUGCUUGAAGGACACUGCUUUGAUGCCAGCACUGGACAACCUCCCAGAGGAUUACAAUUCACCCUUGGGACGAAGAAGAACUAUGAUAUGAUGGACACUAUUGUAAUGGCAAACCUGGGUUAUUUUCAAUUAAAAGCAAAUCCUGGGGCAUGGCUGCUUCGAUUACGUAAAGGGCGAUCUGAAGAUAUCUACCAGAUAUUCGAACAUGAAGGCACAGACUCUGCUGCUGAUUCAGAUGAUGUCGUUGUGGUACUGAACAGCUUUAAAAGCAAAAUUCUCAAAGUUCAGGUGCAGAAAAAGCCUGGCAAAGUAAAUGAGGAUCUUCUCGGUGAUGGAGAUUUAGAAGGCAAGGGAAUAUGGGAAUCACUCACAAGCUUUGCAGGAGGUUUACAAUCCGAGGAGAUUCAGAAGGAGGACAAUACCUUGAACAUUUUCUCUGUUGCAUCAGGACACCUGUAUGAGCGAUUUUUGAGAAUAAUGAUGCUUUCUGUAUUGAAACACACCAAAUCGCCUGUCAAGUUCUGGUUUUUGAAAAAUUACCUCUCUCCUACUUUCAAAGAAUUCAUUCCAGAAAUGGCAAAGCAUUAUGGAUUCCAAUAUGAGCUGGUGCAGUAUAAAUGGCCUCGAUGGCUCCAUCAGCAGACUGAGAAACAGAGAAUUAUCUGGGGUUAUAAAAUCCUCUUCUUGGAUGUUCUUUUUCCAUUAGCUAUUGACAAAAUAAUCUUUGUUGAUGCUGACCAGAUUGUGAAAGCUGAUUUAAAAGAGCUCCGUGAUUUGGAUCUAGAGGGCGCUCCCUACGGAUACACACCUUUCUGUGACAGUCGUAAAGAAAUGGAUGGUUACCGCUUCUGGAAGUCAGGAUACUGGGCUUCACAUUUAGGAGGCAGAAAAUACCAUAUUAGCGCUUUGUAUGUUGUGGACUUGAAGAAAUUUAGGAAGGUUGCUGCAGGUGACCGACUUCGAGGUCAGUAUCAAGCACUCAGCCAGGAUCCAAACAGUCUGUCAAACCUGGAUCAGGAUCUACCUAAUAACAUGAUCCAUCAGGUGACUAUCAAAUCCCUGCCACAAGAGUGGCUCUGGUGUGAGACCUGGUGCAAUGAUGACUCCAAAAAGAUCGCUAAAACUAUAGAUCUGUGCAACAAUCCCAAGACCAAAGAACCAAAACUGGAGGCUGCUUUGCGUAUUGUGCCUGAGUGGGCAGAAUAUGAUCAUGAAAUAAAGCACUUCCUAAAACAAAUCGAAGAACAGAAAAAGAUUGCCACUCCGAAAACAAAGCCUCCAGCUCCCAAGCGUGAUGAACUUUAGCAUCUAUGGGAUUAUUAUUCUUUCAUUGGAAAUUUUAUGAAUAACAACUAAAUCUGGAGAGAAACCACAAGACUUGCAACUUUCUAUAUCUAUAGAACUUGAAAAUGUUGUUAUGUACAAAGCUGUACAGUUUUAUACAGAUUUGUAUGGCACUAUUGUUUGAACAACACUAAUGUACAUGGAUAUUGGGGUAUGCACUGCAAUUCCCCUUUCAAGUUAAGAGCUCAUUUAUUAUUCAAUAUGGACAACAGAACACUGAAUGGUCAGGUAUAGUGAGUGCAAAUUUGAAUUGAAAGUAAAUUCUUGCCAGGAUAUCUACAUUGGUGUAAAUUAAUGUGCUGUAAUAAUGUGCUGGAAGCAGAUAUUUUUNGCACUUUUCCCAGCAAGUAGUUAUUAUCAGUAUUAUAAACUUGGUUAAGAUUUACAUACUUAAGUGCACAAACUGGUACCUUAUACACACUGAUGGGAAUCAAUCCUAGUUAUCAGAGAGUGACAAGAUUUUCUUCCAUCGCUUUUUAAUGUCACCAAGAUAUGGCUGGUAUUUAAUGGCAUUUUUCUAGCAGUAAAAUAUUUAAAAGUGGCUUAUGAUGUGAAAUAUUAUGAGUUGCUUUCAACUUUGGCCCUUAUAAGAUGCCACUUCUUGAAAUCCUCUGUAUGGUUGAACAGUGUUAUUGAGUUGUUGCCCUUAAUUUAAUUCAGUGGCUUGCACAUAAAUGGUUGAAGUUAAAUGGUUAGGAUACAGCGAUUCCCUUUGCAUCUGUAGUUUGAAAAGCAAAAUUCACAGUACACAUUUCUGGCUAAUGUUUCUGGGCAGUCAUAUGGUGCUGCUAAUAAAAUAAACUGUACCACUGUUACCUUGUAGUAAAGAUUAAUAUACAGUAAAUCAUGUUGUGUUGAUCUCAGGUAUUCAUUAACCUUGGCUAUUGCAUACAUUAUUCAUAAUCUUCUGGAGUGUUUGUUACUAAUUGCCAAAACAUAAAAUCUUACAUUAAAUUUAUCAUUUUGCCAAUUA